AUAUAUAUAUAAUUCUCCCGGAAAAUCUUCCAGAAAAUAAUAUUCCGGCAUUUUCUUUUUCCCUCGUUUUCUUGCACCAUAUCUCUCUUCCUUCAUUUGGUUUCAAUUUCUCGGUGUAAUUUUAUCUGGGUUGGUCUUUUUUUUUUUUUUUUUUUGUGGUGAGGUUGCUGUUUAUUUUCUCUCUCGAGUAAUAGGAAGAAAAGAAAUGUUUUUGGUGGAUUGGUUUUAUGGGGUUCUAGCAUCACUUGGUCUCUGGCAAAAGGAAGCUAAGAUCUUGUUUUUGGGGCUUGAUAAUGCUGGAAAGACCACCUUGCUUCACAUGUUAAAGGAUGAGAGAUUAGUUCAGCAUCAACCCACGCAGUACCCAACUUCAGAAGAAUUGAGUAUUGGGCAAAUUAAGUUCAAAGCUUUUGAUUUGGGUGGCCAUCAGAUCGCUCGCAGAGUGUGGAAAGACUAUUACGCUAAGGUUGAUGCUGUUGUAUAUUUAGUCGACGCUUUCGACAAGGAGAGGUUUGCAGAGUCGAAAAAGGAGCUUGAUGCUCUCCUCACCGAUGAGUCGCUAGCCACUGUUCCAUUUCUCAUCUUGGGAAACAAGAUUGACAUACCUUCUGCUGCCUCAGAAGAUGAGCUGCGUUACUAUUUAGGCCUCACUAACUUGACCACCGGUAAGGACAAGCGCAAUCUGUCCGAUUCCGAUAUCCGUCCCAUUGAGGUCUUCAUGUGCAGCAUUGUCCGGAAGAUGGGUUAUGGGGAAGGCUUUAAGUGGAUGUCUCAAUACAUCUAGUAGCUAAAUGAAUGGCAUGAGCAAGAUGUGGCCAGCAGUUUAGGGUACCCCAGAUAGUAAUAUUCCUUCAAACCCAUGUUUAAGCAUAGUGUUCAUGUAAAAAGAGUAAUUUAGUUUUCAGUUUGUAGUUGCUUUGUAGCUUGGUAAUCUAGUUUUCAGAUAGUAAUAUUCAAAGUUGUGUUUGUUUUUAAGAACCAAGUGUUUUGUUACAGAUGUAAAUUCAGCAAAUUUACAAUUUGUGGGUUAUGGGGCUCACCAAGUAA
Humulus lupulus (European hop) is the source of this 1047-nucleotide messenger RNA. Its product is annotated as GTP-binding protein SAR1A-like. The record is from RefSeq and is a predicted model, not a curated record. Bases 206 to 784 code for a protein of 192 amino acids. The transcript is spliced from 3 exons. Gene Ontology annotation, cellular component: endoplasmic reticulum exit site; COPII vesicle coat. Gene Ontology annotation, biological process: intracellular protein transport; membrane organization; endoplasmic reticulum to Golgi vesicle-mediated transport. Lineage: Eukaryota; Viridiplantae; Streptophyta; Magnoliopsida; Rosales; Cannabaceae. Gene Ontology annotation, molecular function: GTPase activity; GTP binding.